This is a messenger RNA of Paramecium pentaurelia, 1752 nucleotides long. The record is from the annotation of a GenBank genome assembly. NCBI's taxonomy places the organism in Eukaryota, Ciliophora, Oligohymenophorea, Peniculida, Parameciidae.
AUGAACAAUGAAUUUGUUAAGAUGUGUUCAAUAACACAAAAUAAGGAAGAAUAUAUUUGUAUGAAUGAAUAAUGUUGUACAUCUAAUAGGAAAUAGGUCUAAUGUUAUGAAUGUAUAACUAAAAUACAUCGUUAGAACAACAAUAAUUUCGUAAAUCACAUUGACGAUUUUAAGAAGAUUAGUUUGAUUAUGGAGGAAGUUGAAAAGAGAAAAAAAGAUAGAAUUAAUUUCAUAAAUCAAACAAUAACUUCAAUGAAUGAUUUUAAGAAAGAGAAGUUUUAAAUAAUUGAAAGUUAUCAAAAUAAUCCUAAAGAAUUUUUAGAUUAAGUAAAAUCAUAUGUAGAAAAUGAGAUUGCUUAAUUCAUUUAAAAAUUGUUUGAAUAAAUAAUGGAAAUGAAUAAACUUACAGAAUAUUAGUAGUAAUAUCAUUCAUCAAUACUUAAAUUAUAUUAAUAAACUAUAAAUUUUUAUAUUGAGGAUAUAACCUAAAAAAAAUAGUAGCUUUAGAUUAAAAUAAACAAUUACAUAUAAAAGAUGGAUUUAGAUUUACAUCAAUAAAUAUCAAAGUAUAAAUAUAUUUAUGUUUUUAGAUAUUUAUAAAAGCAAUAGGUUUUGGAGUAGUAAUCAAAGUAAUUGAUACAAAGACCAAGUAUAACAAAUUAAUUGUCAUUUAAAUCUAUAAUUGUUUUGAUUUUAAUAAUAGCAUUGAAUCAAAUAAUUAUAUUUUAAUAUUUUAAUGGUAAAAGUGAAUUAUAAUAAUAUAUGGAUAAUUUUUAAUUUAUAGUUAAUGAAUUAUAAAGUGAAAUGGAGUAAAAAAGAGAUUCAUUGUUUUAUGAAUUUAAAAUAGAAUUGCAGUAAUAAAUGAAUAAAAUGAAGGAUCAAAUAGAUAUAUUAAAUUAAAAAGUAAACUAAACUGAAACACCAUUCAAUUAAUUUAAGAAUCAUUUUAAUAGUAAAUUAAAGUAAUAUAAUGAAACAAUUUAUAAUAUAAUUUUUGAAACUGUUAAUUUGUAAACAAAGAGUAUUAAAUAAAUAUAAGAAUAAUUAAUAAUUUAAAAUUAAUUGAAUGAAAAGAUAUUUGCAGAUAAUAAUCGAACAUCAUCUAUUUUAUAUUUGUAAUAAUUAAGAGUCAUAAAGAAUGAGGAAGACUUUAAAAUAUUUAAUAAAAAUAGUAAUUUAAAUUUUGAGAGUGUAUAAAGAUAGAAGACACAACUUAUGAAUAAUAUUAUGAAAAUUCAUAAAAGAAUAUAAAUUUAAAAUAAAGAAAAAAUUAAUGAAAAAUUAAUAGGAAAAAUUCAUGUUAAUUUAAAUGUUAAAGAUUUAGAAAAUUUCAUAAUUAUUUAUGAUGAAUUAUUUACAAAAGUAUUAAACAGAUAAGUAGUCUAAUACAUUUAGAAAAUUACUAAUAAUGAUACAAUUAUAUGUGUUGGAGGAAUGAAAGUAGAAAAUCCAGAAGUAUUAUUAGUAGCUGGUUGUGAUUAUUAAUAGGAAAUAUUUUAAUUUACAUAUCAUUGGUAACAUGCAAGAAAAAGUUAAUAAGGAGAUAUCCAUUGGUAUAUGGUUUAUUAAGUAGCUUUUGGAUUUUCUCCAACAGAAGAAAUUUCUUUAACAUUAUGUGAUGAUUUGGAUUCUAGUGAUCUAAAGAGGUUUAGUUACUGGUUUGAGAAUGGAGAAGAUGGAGGGAGAAGGAUUGGAAACUAAAUUGACCUUAAAAACUCUAUAGAAUAUAAAAUGGUUAUGUAUGCUUUAUGA